CAGUUCCUAUGACAGAAAUACUUUUGAAAAAGGCAAUAUAAAGUUUUGAAUCUUUUGCCGUUUCUUUACUUUGAAAAUUGAAUUUGAACGAGAAAUACUUAGAUAACGUUGUCAAGUUAUAAAAUGUCGCAAUGUAUCAAAAUCCUGAAAAAGAUCCACUCCAAAGAAAUACAUGUAGAUGAAUUUGGAAAAGCGAAGCAGUUUGCAUUAUUUAGCAUUGCUCGGCCGCACAUGAGGAGUUUCCAUUCAUCAUGGUUUUGUUUCUUUAUGGCUUUUACAUCAUGGUUUGGUAUCCAGCCUUUGCUACCCACAAUCAGAAAAGAGCUUCAUUUAUCUAAAUUGGACUUGGCUAACUCCGGUAUAGCAAGCGUAGCUGCCACUAUAGCUGUACGUGUUAUAAUCGGACCUCUUUGUGACAGAUUUGGUCCAAGAAGAACUAUGGCAGGUUUACUUAUGACUGGGGCUGUUCCUAUGGCACUGUCGGGGUUGAUCAAAGAUGGAACAGAUCUUAUCGUCCUGCGACUUUUUGUCGGCGUUCUCGGAGGAACAUUUGUACCUUGUCAGUUUUGGACGAGCGCCAUGUUCAGUCCUAAGAUUGUUGGUACUGCAAAUGCUAUGGUUGGUGGAUGGGGUAACCUAGGUGGUGGUUUCACAUUCUUACUUAUGCCCGGAUUGUUUCAGUUAAUGAAAGCUUUAGGAACAGAUGCAUUUCUUGCAUGGAAACUGGCAGUGGUGGUUCCUGCUGUUAUCUGUGUAAUUUUAGGGUUUUCAAUUAUAUUCACAACAGACGAUUGCCCACAAGGUCACUGGUCGAAUAGAAAACUACCAGAAAUUACAAUAAAUAUCAGUAAAGAUGAAAUUGUUCAAAACGAAAAAGGCGUCCCAAAUUUAGGAUUCCAACCCGACUUACCAUACAACGAAGAAAAACAGAACGAAGCUAUACAAGAAACAAAAGUUGAAGUUACGAAAACAAAAGACCUUUCGGAAAAGAAAGCAGAAGACUCCGAACAGAAGGGCUUGAAAUGUACAUCCGAUGGAUGCUGUACAGUUGUAACGGUAGUUAUUCUUUUUAUGCAGUAUGGGAUGUGCUUUGGAGUAGAGAUUGCCGUAAACACAGUCAUGAAUCUAUAUCUAUUAUAUCGAUUUAAAAAAGCCGAUUGUGAGCAAGGUAAUAUCCCAUUUUCUAACUCUUCAAACAUGACAACUACAAUGCAUUUGGUGCCAGAAGAAAAUGACAACGAAUGUAGUAUUUUGAACCAAGACACAGCAAGUUUAAUUGCAUCUUUGUUUGGGCUGAUGAAUCUUUUUGCAAGAGCGCUUGGUGGAGUGUAUUCAGACGUUUUGAGAAAACAUUUAAGUCUAGCAGGUCGUCUUAUUGCCCAUUUUACAUGUUUAAUUUGUGAGGGCAUCAUGCUCAUCGUAUUUAGCCAGAUAGACAGUGUUCCCUCUGCCAUUGGUGUAAUGGUUCUGUUCAGUACCUGCGUACAGAUGACAGAAGGGACUACAUUUGCGAUUGUCCCGUAUGUUUCAACAAAGCGAAUCGGUAUAGUGGCUGGAUUAGUCGGUGCGGGUGGAAAUGCUGGCGCCCUGAUUUGGAAUACAAUAUGGCGGCAAUAUGUUGAAACCGAUCCGAGUGGAUGGUUUUGGCUCUUAGGAAUCAUCGUGUUAUGUGGCAGCACUUUGACAUUUUUCAUACAAAUAUCAGGCGAAAGCAUAUGGCAUGCGUGUCUACGUUGUAAAUCAAACAAAGACAAGUAUGAAAUGUAAAAAUACCUCAUUUACAAACUAGUACAUGAUAUUGUUAUUUUUACUUCAUCUCAGUUAUAUCGUUAUUGUUUGUAGUAUCUAC
Molecule: messenger RNA, 1849 nt
Organism: Mytilus trossulus (common blue mussel)
Lineage: Eukaryota; Metazoa; Mollusca; Bivalvia; Mytilida; Mytilidae
Exons: 4
Coding region: 124-1767 (547 amino acids)
Biological process (GO): transmembrane transport
Molecular function (GO): nitrate transmembrane transporter activity
Source: RefSeq, a predicted model, not a curated record